Actinia tenebrosa (Australian red waratah sea anemone) is the source of this 3438-nucleotide messenger RNA. RefSeq lists its product as uncharacterized. Lineage: Eukaryota; Metazoa; Cnidaria; Anthozoa; Actiniaria; Actiniidae. The record is from RefSeq and is a predicted model, not a curated record. Gene Ontology annotation, molecular function: zinc ion binding; metalloendopeptidase activity.
UUGUCAUUCGGGCAUCAAUUAUGCACAACUUUCAUCUCUGGCUUCCAUCCCGUUCUCUCUCGCUAACCUUACUUUAAAAAUCGGCUCUAAUUUAGAAAUAGAAAUUUUAAUCUUUGUAAGACAAAGGAAAAUCACAAAAACAGCAUAAAGGAUAGACUUAAAAGCGAUAUAGUGGAUUGAUCAUGGGACUCGGGUGUUAUUGCGGUGUUUGAAAGCCCCUAUGGUCCAUAGCUGAUAAAGGAAACCGUGUCAUUCUCGUUGGUAUAUAAAGUUAUAAGGAAUUAAAAUAAACAUGAAACUGCUAAUAUUUUGUACAGUACUUACCAUUCAAUUGGURACCAAUUCUCUCACAGAAUCGAAACCAAUGAUGAAAUCACCCGAGCUUCACAGAUCACGUCGAAGUGUUGUGAUCAAAGCUAUGCACAACAUAUGGCUUUCAAGACGUYGCCGUGAUGUUGACAUGGACAAACUCGUGCUUCUCAGGAAAAAGCUCACGAGAAUGAGGAGAAGCUUAGCUGUUGGACCAACAAAAGCUAUAAAAGUAGAGAUAAAAUUCUUAACAAGCUGGAUGGACGCAAUGGAGAAUCAUACGUCAACGCCGUACCGCAUGAUGGAUGGUAACAUACUUGAUGCGAUAUUCACAGAGCUCAUUGGAGAUACAGAAUACAUUGAAUCCAAAGUCAUGACGUUAAAGAAAUCCAACGACAAAGAUCCACAGAUUCUYGCUGAUAUCGAGUUUGAUUUCGAUCAAAGCGAAGAAGAUCCACUUGUGCAUCUACGCGAGAUCGUGGAAUCAGGCAGGAUCUCAGGAAUGGAAGUGUCUCCCGACUAUUUCAUUAUCUUUGACACCCGGAAGCCAUCACCUCCAAAUAAAUCAAACUCAACAUCAGGAAAGGUGUCUCUGUUGGACGUUCAUGGUAACCCAACAUAUGCACCAACAGUAUYAACUACACUGGCACCUACAACUGCUGUAUAUACUGGUCCAUAUCAAGAGUUUCAGUACGAUAUCAAGCUCAAACGUCCUUGGGACCCAAGACUGAGCGAUGGCAGCAACAAUGUGACCAAACACCUUGAGGACCACAUCCAAAAUAUUGUAAAAAUCAUUUUUGACAACAAGCCAAACUUUGUUGAUGACCGAGUAACGAGUAUCAGUGAGGGGCCAGAUGAGCAUCCAUUUAUCCGCAUCGUAUUGCGGUUCAAGCCUGGUGAUUAUGAUCCCAUGGCAAAGAUUCUUCAGCUUGUUAAGUCAGGAAUGUUGGGUGAUAUACCCAUCUUUGAGGACUAUCUAAACGGUGAACUACCAGGUUCAAAGCCACCUGUUUAUAAUCCGCCCCAAAACACCGAACAAGUGGAUCAACUACGACCAACUAAGGCCCUGGUGCCUUAUCAACCUCAAGAAAAUGUCCAGCCACCAGCGCCAGUGCCUAUUCCGGCCUACGCAACACCAUCACCAGGUCAAGUUCUGUCUGGUCAUGUAAUUCUUGAUCAAACCUGGUAUCCCUUCAUGGAUGAUCCAAGGAGCGCAACCGACAAAAUAUUAUCUGACACUAUCGCAAAAGCUAUUAAAGAAGCAUAUAAACCAUAUGAUGUCGAUGUAAAGAUCACAGGUCUAAGCCGUACUCCUGAUAACAAGAUCAGAGCUGACUUCACCAUCACGUUCCCUGCAAACGAAUCUCCAACUCUAAAACCAUUGAACGACGCAAUUGCUUCUGGUGUUCUGGGUGGAUUACCAGUAAUAAUUGAGAAGCCAGCAGAUGCGACGUCAGGUCAGGCUGGACAAACAGGACAGACAGGUCAAUCCAACACUGCUGCUCCAACUCAGGCUGCUGCAACACAACCUGCCGUAGCGCAGGCUGCAGUAACACAAGCCGCUCCAAGUCAACCUGCCUCAACGCAGGCUGCUGUAACGCAAGCURCUCCGACUCAGCCUGUUGUGACACAGGCUGCUCCAACUCAGGCUCGACAGAYAGUUCCAAGUCAAGCAGCAGYACCUGCUGUACCUGCAUCGUCAGAUGUUCCUAUUCUUCCUGCAAAACCACCUGUGAUAUCCUAUAAUGGCGGUGUGGUGCCCUUACYUCAAGGAAUUCCCAGUUCAUGCGAGGAAAUACGAUCAUGUGGUAUAGGAAACCAGGAUGGAGAGUACGUUAUCAAGGCAAGACCCAGUUGUCAUCUAAGUAUCAUUUGUCAGAACAUGAAUGAGCCCCAUCCAAAAGAGUACCUCGGUGGACCUGCACAGAAUCAGUGGCAAUAUUGGCACUAUGCUGUGUUAGUAAAGCUUUCAUCGCACGACAAAGAAGGCAUUGACAAUCGUGCUUGUCUUGAAAACACAGCUGUUGGACGCCAAUUCAUAGCUAAAGUGAUGGCUGCUGGCGCACGACAAGGAAACCCUUUAGUUCCAUGGAAARCGAACAUAAAGAGAAUGAUUCACUCAUACAUUGGAGACAAGAAGCAAAAGAAAAGGCGUUCGCUUGAGGACAUGGAUAUAACGCUCAGCACUAAGGCUAUUAGAAUUUACAAGAGGUAUGCACUCUUAAAUCACUUCAAAUAAGAGUCCCUAGCUGUCACAAGCCAGAACGAAAAUCUAUGGAGUGUCGUUAAAUGUUUUUUUAAAUAUAUAUAUAUAUAUAAUGACUUAAUAUCUUCUUUCAUUGUCAGGCAGUAASAAACUAAUGCAUUGAUAUUCGUUAAAUAUCUUCCUUCGAAAAAAUAUGAAAUGUUUUAUGGUAAAAAUGCCGGUUUAGUUAGUGUAUCUUCUUGUUCUUGCUAUAUUUGGUGCGUAGUACAGGUUCGUAGUAUUAGUUACAAUUUGAGUUUUGUAGUUAUAUUAUAUUGUAUUGUGGUGAAGGUAAUUUAUUCGAACGAAUGAUUGAUCUUUUGCUCGAGGUUUUAAAUUUUGYUGUUAAGCCCUAUGGAAACACUAUUCGUUACAUUUCUGUAGUCUCGAAAGUUUUGACGUAAUGGAUUUAUAAUACGCUGGAAACACAGAGGCUCUCUCACGGCUUCAUUGCUUCUUGGACGUCUGCUUCGGUGACGCACCUUCGACCUUUGGAACCCAGGAAAAUUUUACCAUUGUAUUUUGGUACGAAAAAAAGCUCAAAGUUUACUGAAAAAUCAUGCAAAGUAAACUCUAAUUGAAUUGUUAAAUUAUUAUAAAUCGCUAAUUAUUAAGAGAAAAAUGCGAAAAUGCACGAGUUUUAAGGCACCAACCAAAGCCAAAAUUUUCCAGGAAAAGUGAGUGAAAAUGAUGGUAUUUUGGAAGCCAAAAACAAUGAUGUCAGGGUUCUACUUGACAUGCGCAGCUAAAUAAAACGUACUUUAAAUCAACACUUAUGUAUUUUUUUGCAAAAAAUCAAUAAAUAUAGAUAGAAAUGUAGUGAUAUUUUCUUAAGAAAUAUACUGAUUAUUAAAAAAGUACAGUAUUUGUACAAAACAACGACA